Euleptes europaea (tarantolino) is the source of this 1293-nucleotide messenger RNA. Its product is annotated as riboflavin transporter 2-like. Gene Ontology annotation, molecular function: riboflavin transmembrane transporter activity. The transcript has 3 exons. Gene Ontology annotation, cellular component: plasma membrane. The record is from RefSeq and is a predicted model, not a curated record. Gene Ontology annotation, biological process: riboflavin transport. The coding region runs from base 1 to 1293 and encodes 430 amino acids. NCBI's taxonomy places the organism in Eukaryota, Metazoa, Chordata, Lepidosauria, Squamata, Sphaerodactylidae.
AUGGCCUUGUCCGUCCACCUCCUGGCCUGCCUCUUGGGCACAGGCUCCUGGGUGGCCAUCAACGGCCUGUGGGUGGAACUGCCUCUGCUGGUGCCCAGCGUGCCCGAGGGCUGGCUCCUGCCCUCCUACCUCACCGUGGUCAUCCAGCUGGCCAACGUGGGCCCGCUGCUCGUCACCCUGGCGCACCGCUUCCUGCCCGGGCGGCUCCACGAGGUGGCCCUCAUCUACGCCCUCCUCUGCCUGGGGGGCCUGGCCUGCCUGCUGCUGGCCUUCUUCUGGGGCGAGAGCAGCGUGGUGGGGGGCUCCCGCCGCAGCGUGGCCCUGCUGGCGCUGCUCUUCUGCCUCUCCCUGGUGGACUGCACCUCCUCCGUCACCUUCUUGCCCUACAUGCGCAGGCUGCAGCCCCGCUACCUCACCACCUACUUUGUGGGCGAGGGGCUGAGCGGCUUGCUGCCCGGGCUGGUGGCCCUCGGGCAGGGGGUGGGCGUGGCCCGGUGCGUCAAUGGCAGCCUUGCGGGCAACGGCACCGGACUGCAGGUGGCAUACCAGGCCCCCCGCUUCUCGGCGUGCGCCUUCUUCCUCUUCCUCAGCGGCAUGAUGGCCGUCAGCCUGGUCGCCUUCGUCCUCCUCAACCACCUUCCGGCUGCCAGGCAAGAGCAUGCCAAGGAGAAGUACCAGGUGCGGCUGCAGAUCGAGAGCCCCGACAGCAUGCGAGUCACGGUGGAAGAGGGCCCCGCAGCCCACACCGCCUUCCCUUCCAGCAGCCGCUCCUGGGCCCAGACGGUGUUCAUCUUUGGGGUGCUGGCCUGGGUGAAUGCCCUCACCAAUGGCAUCAUGCCCGCCGUCCAGUCCUACUCUUGCCUCCCUUAUGGGAACUUCGCUUACCAUCUCUCGGCUACUUUGGCUGCCUUGGCCAACCCUCUGGCCUGCUUCCUGGGAAUGUUCCUGCCAAUCAGGUCCCUUGUGCUGAUGGGGGCCCUCUCCUUGGCCGGAUCCCUCCUCGCCUGCUACAUCAUGGCCAUGGCGGUGCUGAGUCCCUGCCCUCCCUUUCUGCAUCUGCCUGCAGGGGUCAUCCUCAUUGUGCUGUGCUGGGUGCUCUUCGUGGGCACCCUCUCCUACGUCAAGCUGAUGAUCGGGAUGCUCCUGCGGGACGAGGGGCACUGUGCCCUGGUCUGGUGCGGGGCUGUGGUGCAGGUGGGCUCCAUGGUGGGGGCCCUCGCCAUCUUCCCCGUGGUCAGCGUGUACGGCCUCUUCCGCUCGGGGGACCCUUGCCACAGCAGCUGCCCUGGCUGA